Macrosiphum euphorbiae (potato aphid) is the source of this 1302-nucleotide messenger RNA. Lineage: Eukaryota; Metazoa; Arthropoda; Insecta; Hemiptera; Aphididae. The record is from the annotation of a GenBank genome assembly.
AUGACCUAUCACGUUAUUAUUUUCACAAAAGAAAAUUCAGUGGAAGCUGUUCCAUCACACUGGUUGUCAAGAGAUGGAAAAACAUGUGCUUGGCCCAAAAGGCAUUUAGAUACAACUAGGCAAAUUGAAAAAAAAACACAACCUAAUACACUUGAUUACACCUGGUUUGAAAUUCGUGUAUUAUCCAACUCUAUUUCGAGUUUAAAAGAAGCUAAAGAAAAAGCUAAAAUAGCAACUUUUACGUCUGACUUAUCUUCACUGGAAGAAGAUAAAAAAACACGGAACAUUCGACGUAAAAAAAUUGAUGAUGAUGAUGAUGAUGACGACGAUCGUGACUUCUCAUAUUCAAAAAUUAAAACUAAAAAACAUUUUAAAACAAAACAAGACAAAAUUCUAAGCCCACCAAAGUUUAUUGAAACAGGUAUUGCAGGAGAUAGUAAUGAUUCAGAUUCUGGUUCUGAUAAUAUAUUGUUUUCAAACUUUAAAAGAUCAUCCGUUGCAAAAAACAGAGCUUCAGUAUCCACAACUGCUUCCUUAACCUCACCAUCUUUAAAAUGGAACGUUGACGAUAUUGGCUUACUAAAUUCAAACAAGAUUAUAAAAAAAAAAGAUGGCAUAGAUAAUAUGAAUGGAAAUUUAAAAAAUGACUGCCCAAAAAAGUUAAAUGUUGAAGAUAAACAUUUGAACAAUUCAAUAACUCAUUUUAGUACGCCAUCAUCGUCUGUAUCAAUAUCAAAUAAUUCAACAGUUCAAACUGAAAUGCUUUGUAUUUUGAAAAACUUAACACGUACUUUGACAAAUUUGAAGUAUGAAGUGAGAACUAUGUCAACUAAAAUUGAACGAUUGGAAAAUGUUAUAACUGAUCAGCAAAAAAACCAGAACAACUCAUCUACAAAAAAUAAUUAUUAUCCUGUUGAUGAAAAUAUUUACAAAUUCCCAUUGACCAGCCUUGAUGAAUUAACCGUAUUUGAAGAAAAAAUAAUGGACAAAGAUUUUCGACAAAAAAUGAUAACAUUUUUAGUUCGGCUAGAACGUACAACAGUUUCGGAUAUGACCCGUCAAAUUAUGUCUAAAUUGUUUCACAAUAAUUUGCUGAGCAAAUUCUCAUAUAGCGGACAAAAAAAGAAGAUGAUUUUCUCUUCUCUUAACUCUUGUGCUCUUAUAUUUGAAACCAUAAGAACUGUAAAAAGUCAUCAAAAUUGUAUUGAUCAAGAGAUAUUAAAACCUAUGAAAUUUUUUAUGGCUAAUGCCAAGUUCCGAGAAGAGAAAAAGCUAAGCAAAAAUAUUAAUAUAAUUUCUUAA